GCCUGCCUGCCUGCCUGCCAGUACCGCCCACGACCCUUCUCUAGUGACGAUGACUGUUACUGCAUUGCCAAUAUGACAUCAUCUUCCACGCCUACCCAGUAUCCAGCCUCUGAAAAUGCUUGCAGUGUCACAUCGGGACAAGUUAAUCAGGUACGGCCAAAAUUGCCACUUCUGAAGAUUUUGCAGGCAGCUGGAGCACAAGGUGAAAUCUUCACAGUGAAGGAGGUCAUGCAUUUUCUGGGUCAGUAUAUAAUGGUGAAGCAGCUCUAUGAUCAGCAGGCCCAACACAUGGUGCAUUGUGGAGGGGAUCUCCUGGGAGAGUUGUUGGGACUUCAGAGUUUCUCCGUGAAAGAUCCAAGCCCUCUUUAUGAUAUGCUGAGGAAAAACCUGGUCUCUGCCACUGUCCCAGAUGCCGCACAGACUCUCGCACAGGAACAGAGCAUGGAUAUUCCCAGCCAAGACCAACUGAAGCAGAGUGUGGAGGAAAGCGCCAGCCCCGGGAAAAGGCCAGAAGAAGGUGAUGUUGCUGCCACCCUGACUACCUCACAGCGCAAACGCAGAAGCCCCGGAGAAGAUGAAGAUUUAAUAGAAAAUGUACCACAAAGCAAGCAACAAAAACUGGACCUGGUAUUUGAGGAGUGGGAUGUAGCCGGGCUCCCUUGGUGGUUCUUAGGAAAUCUGAGAAACAAUUACAUGCCUAGAAGUAAUGGCUCCACUGACUUGCAGACAAACCAGGAUAUAGAUACUGCCAUUGUUUCAGACACUACAGAUGACUUGUGGUUCUUGAACGAAUCGGGAUCAGAGCCGUUAAAUGUGGGAAAAGUCGAAGCUGACGACCAUCCCGAUCAAACUUGUGAAGAAGGAGCGGGGAAAGAGAAUGACAAAAAGGUGAUUGAAGUUAAGAUAUAUGAUGACCUUGAGGACUCCCAAUGCCUAAGCGAUGACACUGAUACAGAGGUUGCCUCUGAGGAUGGGUGGCAAUGUAGCAAGUGCAAGAAAUUCAACUCUCCAAGCAAAAAGUACUGUUUCCGGUGCUGGGCCCUGAGGAAGAAUUGGUAUUCAGACUGCCCCAGGCUCUCUCAUUCCUUCUCCAUGUCAGACAUCACCGCCAUCCCCCGAAAGAGGGAAGAUGAAGGAAUUGACGUGCCCGACUGUCGAAGAACUAUCUCGGCCCCGGUUGUCCGAGCCAGAGACCCCUACGCCGUGCAAGACAAACCCAAACCAGAUCCCUGCGGCUCGGUGGAGUUCUUGGAUUUGGCCGAGGGCUCAGAGAGCCAGGAGACCGUCUCGAGCCUGGGAGAACAGUCCGACCACCUCUGCGACCAGAAGGCAGACGGGGCAUCCCUGGAGGAUUCCCAGAACUUGCUGGAGCUCUGCAGCCUGUGUGAAAAGAGGCUGCGGGAUGGGAACAUUGUCCACGGGAGGACAGCUCAUCUCGUUGCCUGUUUUCGCUGUGCCAAAAAAUUGAAGAAGGGUGGAGCUCCCUGCCCCGUCUGUAAGAAGGACAUCCAGAUGGUGAUCAAGACCUUCGUGGUAUAGUCGAGGCGCUGAACUGCAGAGAAAUGGUAACCGGUCAGGGAAGUGCUGCCCGCACUGGAAUGAGCAGAAACCGAACCCCAAUCCCUCUCCCCCUCCCCCCCGUGACUCAUCUUACCCCCUCCCGCCCCGCCUUGUGGUUGUUGACUUCUCAACUCAGUUGGGAUUCCGCAAACGGAAAGGCUUCAGGAACCAUCUCCGCUCUGAGGGGGUCUAAACCUGCAAGCAAUCCCAGUAAUUCAGGCCGAACGUGCUGUUUGGCUUCAGUUAUCUGGAUGUUUCAGGCCAGAAGCCAAAAAAAUACUUAGACUUAAAGUACCAAGUCACAUAAUGGAAAUCAGCUGGUGUGAUUCUCGUUCAGUGUUUCCCCUUGAACACCAUUUGCCCUCUGAUACAUCUCAACAGGAGGAAUCUCUUUAUCCUCUUUCUACCUCUGUCCCAACAGCUGUAUACAGUGCUUCCCUCUCCCUCUCCCUCUCCCUCUCCCUCUCCCUCUCCC
Messenger RNA from Tachyglossus aculeatus (Australian echidna), 2035 nucleotides. It is a transcript of the gene MDM4, whose product is annotated as MDM4 regulator of p53. The coding region runs from base 73 to 1539 and encodes 488 amino acids. Gene Ontology annotation, molecular function: ubiquitin protein ligase activity. The record is from RefSeq and is a predicted model, not a curated record. NCBI's taxonomy places the organism in Eukaryota, Metazoa, Chordata, Mammalia, Monotremata, Tachyglossidae. Gene Ontology annotation, cellular component: nucleus. The transcript is spliced from 11 exons. Gene Ontology annotation, biological process: negative regulation of apoptotic process; regulation of cell cycle; protein ubiquitination.